AUGAUGGACCACGUGAGGGUUUCAAUUGUGGACAGGAUUGAUCCAUUUGAAGGAAUCGAUGGGUUAGACAGGAACUUGGUGGGAAUGAGGAUUGAUGGGUAUCCAUCCCUCUGGAGUAGAGCGCAUGGAAAUUGACCUUAAGGGCACGAAGGGCAAACUUUCAGCAAUUAUAAUAAAAAUAUAUAGUUAGUUAAAUGUGUAUUUUAAAACUGAUUAAUAACAAAUUUAGGUUUGUGUACUUAAAGAAUUUAAGUUCAGCUGAGAGAAAUUAAGUUGAGAGUUGUUAGGUCUUUGAGUUUCAGAAAUUCCUUUUCUAUUAUACUUAUGUAAUGGAAAAAUAUAUAUAUUCUUUUGGAGUACAAAAAAAUUUGAAGCAUAAAAGAUCAACUUGAAACUUAAAGAAUUAUAUGCAUGUGUGCGAAGAAUUGUCACACAGGGAGAUAAUUUAAGAUUUAUUAUAAUUUUAUAAUAUAUAUAUAUAUAUAUGUAUGCAUUAUAAAAUUAUAAUAAAAAAAUAUAUAAUUCGCAUAUGAUUGACUAGUGGUAGUUUUCUAGAGUUUUCUCACACAGAUCAACUUGUCAUUCGUUUAUUUUAUGACUGUAUCAAUUAAUUCCCUUCAGAAAUGGUGGCACAAGUAUAUUCAUCGAGGUCAAUGUCUGGUACGUGGAAAAAACUAGAGAAAAUCACCCUGUACGAAGUGAUUCGUCUUGGUCGAGACUCACGCGCAUGUGUUGGUGUGGCAACGAGGACGAUAAAAAAGUUGCUACAUUUGCUGAGAAUAAAGUCUGAACACAGCAUGGAAACAAAGAGUUGUGAUUGGAGAAUAACUCGUAAACAAAUCGCCGGACACAAUCGUACGUCACCAAGGCGCCUGAUAAUGUUUCACUUGGCUGAAGAUUGCCC
Molecule: messenger RNA, 904 nt
Organism: Heterotrigona itama
Lineage: Eukaryota; Metazoa; Arthropoda; Insecta; Hymenoptera; Apidae
Source: the annotation of a GenBank genome assembly